Acanthopagrus latus (yellowfin seabream) is the source of this 1777-nucleotide messenger RNA. It is a transcript of the gene pde6gb, whose product is annotated as phosphodiesterase 6G, cGMP-specific, rod, gamma, paralog b. The record is from RefSeq and is a predicted model, not a curated record. The transcript is spliced from 4 exons. Gene Ontology annotation, molecular function: cGMP binding; 3',5'-cyclic-nucleotide phosphodiesterase activity. Gene Ontology annotation, cellular component: photoreceptor outer segment membrane. Lineage: Eukaryota; Metazoa; Chordata; Actinopteri; Spariformes; Sparidae. Gene Ontology annotation, biological process: positive regulation of epidermal growth factor receptor signaling pathway; visual perception; positive regulation of G protein-coupled receptor signaling pathway. Bases 214 to 474 code for a protein of 86 amino acids.
GCUCAGCAUAUAAGAGGGGCCCUGAGCCACGAGUGGCCCUCACAGCAAGCCUAGCAUAGAACUCCUCUCAUCUGUUCGACAGACCGGGCUCCACUAACGCCCACUCGUCUGGCUGUCCUUCACCCAAGCAGCCGAUAUCAUCACGACGACAACGCACCAGAGAGUUCUCUCUAAAGCCAACAGUCUGCACACAGCCACCAGAAACAGCUCAAAAUGAAUCUUGAGCCCAAAGCUGAGAUCAAGACGGCCACCCGUGUCAGCGGAGGCCCCGCCACCCCACGCAAGGGCCCACCCAAGUUCAAGCAGAGGCAGACCCGUCAGUUCAAGAGCAAGCCUCCUAAGAAGGGGAUCCAAGGCUUUGGUGACGAUAUCCCUGGUAUGGAGGGCUUAGGCACAGACAUCACCGUCAUUUGCCCCUGGGAGGCCUUCAAUCACCUGGAGCUGCAUGAGCUGGCCCAGUACGGCAUCAUCUGAGCCUUCUACAUCUCCCUGCAAUCCUCUGAGGAUUACAGGCCACGUCCAUGCACUUCAAACCAUCUGCCUCAGGCUCCGUCACCUAGCUUUAAAUGGAACUCUUCCAGACAAACUACCACUACAACCUGUAACGAACACAAAAAAUGGAAAAACAGAAAAAAGGUCUACAAAAAAAAAGAAACUUUCUGUCCUCUUUCGCUGGAUUCUUCUUCUGACUCUGCACUUCACACACAACCUCUGCUCACGUUUAGGAUCUUAUAACUAACACCUUCACUAGGUCUGCACUGUUACUCUCAGCGUCACUGUCUCUCCUCUCUCGCUGUACCUACUUUUCCUCUUCUUUUUCUAUUUCUUCUCAUGGACAAAAAAAACUGAAACUUACACAAGCAAGGCAGCCUCAGAUUGAGUUCAAGUGACAAACCCGUGGAGUGGGUGGGUUCCCGCUCUAUGUGCUUCGGCGCCUCUCGUGUCCAUCUCAGAGGCUUGUCCAUCAACGCCGAACAUGUAAAAUAUAAAAAUUAUAAACCUGAGUUCUGUAGACUGGACACAGCUGGCCAUUGCUGAGCGUAAACUUUCAGUGGGAUAAUGUUAAUAAGCGUCAUCAGAUAUCCCUCUUUUCCCUCUGUUCUACAAACUUAAACUGCAACCACAUUUUUUACGAGGAAGUGGAGAAGUGUUGUUAGGGAAAAUGCAAUCUUUAAAACCAGAGUUCCUGAUUUGACAGUGCAGUAGUGUGUAUUAUUCAUCAUUGGCCCACACUGUCAAACUCAUCUUAGCUGAAUAUCAUUAGUUUCACAUCUCCUCUUAUUUGUACAUCUCCCUUGUAUAAUAUCAGUGUAUAUGGAAAUAUGUAUUUUAUGUUUACAUGUUUAUUUCUCACACAAUUUUGUGUGUUUAUAUUUGUGUUUUUAAGCUCAAUAUUUCAGCUCUCUUUUUGUUGUUAUCCUGUAGAUUUUUUUCCUCCGUGUCCUCCAUCCUUUCAGUUUCCUUUCCAUCGUCCUCUUCAUCAUCACCGGUCCGUAAUCCUGUUCACAUUCAGACAGUAAACCUGCUGCACACAUAAUGCCAUUUUAUGUAAUCCUGACCUUAUCUUGUAAAAAUACAGCUCUAAUCAAUAAGAUCAUGACAAAGGUAACUUUCCCUGAUGACAUAAAGCUGGUGAUGGAAGAGUUGGUGAUUCUUCUUCAGAUUACAUUCACAAUGAUCACAAUGUAGUAUCGAGGGACGGCAGAGGGACGAGCGGGACAGAAGAGAUGUGUAAUGGAGCUUUGACCUCUCUACAGGAUGAGGAAAAAAAUAAAAC